AUUAACUCCAGUGCAGAGAUCAGCUUUCUUUUGGACACGCUCUUUUUCCUGUGCAAGUCAAACACUUGAUCCCACCACACCUGAACAGGAUGCAGCAGGAUGCUCUUUCAGGACAGUAAAGAUGCAAUGUGAAAGGCUCAGGCAGCAGAAUUAAAAGGCAUUGCUUUUCUGCUGCAUGCCAAAAUGGAGAACAAUAUAGGAAGGCAGAUGCUUGGGGUAUUUAGCUUGUUGCUGCUGUUUCUCUGCACAUGUGUGAGCACCACGCCUGAAGCCUUCUGUCCAGCAAGCCCAAAUCCACAAGGGCUGGAAGGGCCUGUCUAUUGUUCUCUCCAGCAGCUGCCAGUUGACAGUGGUUUCAUGUCACCUUUUGUGCAUUCGUUCCUUCACUCUGUCCAACCCAACCCCUUCCCUAAAGAGCUUUUGGUUAGUGUCAUAGUAAACUUAGGAGUCAUCACCAAUGAGGAAACAAUAAAAAAGGUUUUGAGAUACGAGAAAGGCUUACUGGUGUGUGUGGCCAUUGGGAUCCUCUACAUCAUCUUUGUACCCUUAAUUGGCUUCUGUUUCGCCUUCUGCCGUUGCUGUGGCAACUGUGGAGGCCACAUGUACCAAAAGCAGACUAAGAGCAUACAUUGCAAGCGAAGGAGCUUUUUUUGGGUGACUUUUUUUAUCACUCUCAUUAUACUGGCAGGAAAUAUCUGCAUGUUCUUAAGCAAUAGCUACACUGGGGAUAUUGUGAGAUCUAGUACAGGUGAUAUCAACAAUACCCUGGAAAAUCUACAAAGCUACUUCAACACUGUUCCUAAGCAAAUUCAUCAAGUAGUAAAUGAGGGCAGUGUGACUGUAGAUAAAGUUAUUGAGGAUGUAAAUGACAUUGGCCCUUUACUUGGCACAGAGAUACAAAAUGGCCUAGAAGGACCUUUUCAGAAGACUCUGGGUCCUGUUACGUUGCUGGCACAAGUGGUUAACAGCACCAGUGCACUGCUGCUGCAGUUGAAUGGAACCCAGCUGGAGCUGCAGUCCAGUCUCAAUGUGCUGCAGGCGAACUUGACCACAGUGAUGGAGCAUAUCAACGUAACACUGUCCAGCUCCAACUGUAUAGGCUGUCACUUCUUUCAGUCGAAUCUCUCUAGCCUGUCUAUGGACAUAAGCCUUAAUUUAUCCACCUUCAACAAGCUCUUCUCAGCUGUGGACCAGACUAAGAAGUCGGAUCUGAAUAAACAGAUAAAAGAAGGGCAAGCAUUCUUCACAAGCAUUCCUCAAAGGGUGACCAAUGAAACCAGAGACGGUGUGCAGGGGUUUAAGCAGCAGCUCCAAGGUAUUAAGGAGGAUAUUUUACAUUUAACCAGCAAUGUGCCACUAAGCACACUGAGUAAUAUCUCUCACACACUGAGAAAUGUGCAACAAUAUGUUGGCCAGUGCACACCUGCAGUAAACAUGGCAGAGAAAAUCAGGGAGAUCAUCACAGUGAUCCUGUGCUGUCUGAUUCUGCUAGUAGUUGUGUGUAAUUUUCUAGGUCUUCUGCUUGGCCAAGCAGGACUGAAGCCUACAGCCAGUCCCACUGAUCGCUCCAAUACUGCCAACUGUGGGGGGAUCUUCCUCAUGGUGGGUGUGGGCUUGAGCUUCCUGUUCUCCUGGGUAUUCAUGAUAGUAGUGGUGAUCCUGUUCAUAGUGGGUGUUAACACUUACACUCUCAUCUGUGUGCCAUGGCAGACUGGACAACUCUUUCAGAUAAUUGACACUGCAGAUGUAUUCCCAGGGUUCCAACUGUCUCAGAGUCUAGGACUCAAAAUCAACCUGUCAGUCAGUGAUGUGUAUAAUGACUGUCACCAUAAUAAAUCCCUGUGGAGCACCUUACACCUGGGGGAUAUUGUUGAUCUCAAUGAUGUUCUUAAUGUUUCUAAAUAUACGGUGAAUGUGGAUCAGGCACUUGAGAAAAUGAAUAUCACUUUACCUAGCAUCACUCUUCUGAGCCCAACAGUGCAGAAUCAUCUGCGAAUCCUCUCUACCACAACCAGCUGUAUGAACAUAACUGGCAUCAUACAGAAGAUUAAUGCCAUAUCAGGAACAAAUUUAAGUUUGACAGCAGACCGAUUGGAUAGUUUAGCUAAUAUGCAGCCCAACAUCACUAUUCAAACUAGUCUCAAGAAUGAGGCAAAUAAUUUGAGAUCUCUCCAAACUUGGAUUCACAUCACCAUCAAUCCUCUGCUGUGGCAGCUGAACUCUACAAUUGAGAACAUCAGUGUCAUAGCCUUACAAAUAAAUGGUACUGUGGGGAAUGUUCUGGAGAAUUUUAGUUAUGCACAGAGUUUUUUGAACAACAAUACAUCCACAAUAGUGAAACAGAAAACUAGAGAUUUUGCGGACUGUCAUAUUGGAUUCUUCACUUCGUUUGCUAAGUGGGCAAAUGAAACUAUCACUGACCAAGUGGGUUCCUGUGGGACAGUGGCAACAGCUAUCGACAAAACAGAGCAACUAGUCUGCACGCAGCUUGUAGAAUCUGUGAAUGCUUUUUGGUUCAGUUUGGGCUGGUGCUCGGUUUUCCUUAUCCCCAACAUUAUUUUCUCUGUCAAACUGGCCAAGUACUACCGGCGGAUGAAGUACACUGAUGUGAAUGAGAACCACAUAAUGAUGAACCCUGUCCUGAGGGCCAAUAUGAAACCGUACUGAAAGGGAGAAGGAGCAUUCAUUAUAUGUUCAUUGUUGCUGUAGUGAGGGAUCUCGGCAUAGUGUUUUCCCUUCAGAAUGGACUGAAAGUGAUACUGGAUCUAAACUCUAAGAGACACCCAGAGCCUGGGAGACUUGAGGGAUUGAAUGGAAGGAGGAAAAUGGAUGCCCUUUGGAUUGGGCACAUUCUAGACAUGGCUUAAAGCUUUUUUCCAUGAUAUGCAGUAUCUCUAUGACUCAUGACUACAUUGCCCACCACACGUGCACCUUUUAAAAAAUGAUGAAUCCAUGAUAUUCAUUUCACUUUUAGUGAACAAGUUACUGUAUGUAUGCAAUCAUAUUUGAUUGUGUCGCAUUAGAGAGUUAGAGAAAGUUGUCUUUGUGAUAUUUUAUUUAUUUAAUUGAAUUAAAUGAAUUACAAAUAUUUUAUGUCCUUAAUGCCAUAAAGUAUGAUGUCAUCAUUUCAAACAGGAACAGAAUGUGCUUACUACCUAAUAAACCAUACUACUGGCAACAUGA
Messenger RNA from Electrophorus electricus (electric eel), 3183 nucleotides. RefSeq names its product prominin 2 (gene prom2). NCBI's taxonomy places the organism in Eukaryota, Metazoa, Chordata, Actinopteri, Gymnotiformes, Gymnotidae. Gene Ontology annotation, cellular component: cell surface; prominosome; cilium. The record is from RefSeq and is a predicted model, not a curated record. Gene Ontology annotation, molecular function: cholesterol binding.